GCUGAGAGCUCUGCGAUGGCGCUGAGCUUUGUUUUGAACAGAUAACCACCCAUCACUCAACUCAAACGGGAUGGAAAAGGACACAAACGACAUGAUUCCUUCACGGACGGAAAGAAAAGCUCUGGAAAAGGCCAAAAUCCUGCAGCGGGAGAGUGAGAGGAAAAUCUUCAGACUAGUCGGGCGGCUGCUGAAGAAGCCGGAGGCGGAGCGGUCGGUGGAGGAGGCUGCGCUGCUGCAGCUGCACGGAGACACCGUGGAUGUGCUCUGCAGGAGACAGGUCCGCACAAAUGUGCUCAAGAGGAAGCAGGAGGAGGUGUUUGAUGAUGCUGAUGAGUUGAAAAGUAAAAUCCAGCAGUUAGCUGUUGCAGUCAGACAAGCAAAUCACCUUGUGGUGUACACUGGAGCUGGCAUCAGCACGGCAGCCUCUAUCCCAGACUACAGGGGCCCUAAUGGCGUGUGGACGCAGUUGCAGAAAGGACGAUCCGUAAGCUCAUCAGACUUGAGCAAAGCUGAGCCGACCCUCACGCACAUGUGCAUCAGGAUGCUACAUAAGGAAAAGCUGGUUAAGCACGUUGUGUCCCAGAACUGUGAUGGACUUCACCUGCGUAGUGGUCUACCCAGAAACGCUUUGUCAGAACUCCAUGGAAACAUGUUUAUCGAGGUGUGCACAUCCUGUUCACCGGUCAGGCAGUAUGUGCGCUUAUUUGACGUGACGGAGCGGACAUCGCUGCACCGCCACGCAACUGGACGCAGAUGUAGCCACUGCGGCAGCGAAUUGAGAGACACAAUAGUGCAUUUUGGGGAACGUGGGACCUUAGAGCAACCUCUGAACUGGAAAGGAGCAGUCGAUGCUGCCGAGGUGGCAGAUGUCAUCAUCUGCUUGGGCUCAAGUCUGAAGGUGCUGAAGAAGUACGCUUGUCUGUGGUCCAUGAACAGACCAGUGAGAAAAAGGCCCAAACUCUACAUUGUUAAUCUUCAGUGGACACCAAAAGAUGACCUGGCUUCCCUGAAAAUUCACGCCAGGUGUGAUGAUGUAAUGAGUCUGCUCAUGGAGGAGCUCAAUAUUCAGAUUCCUUUAUAUGACAGGGCGGAGGACCCCAUCUUCUCAUUAGCUACUCCUCUGCGACCAGAGGAAGUAAAAAGCCAUACUCGUGAGGUCUUAGGUGGCCCUGAUGGGCAGGAAGACCACACAGCUGAUGCCAAAGAGGAGCGAGAGGAGGCCUCAUCUGUGCAGGGUGGCUGGUUUGGACGGGGAUACAACAAAGGAAGGAGGACAAAAAAGAAAAAAGCUGCAUAACUGAGGAAAAUGUCAUGGACUACAUACAUUGUCGUUGAAUGAACAAUGUACUCCAAUUACUGAUUUAUAUUCCAAUAUCAUGAAGUUUCAGCAUUAGACUAAUGUUGCUGAAUGAGAUGUUUUGUUUUGUGUUCGCUCGCAAUUAUGUCAGAGGCACAUGCAUUUUGUGGGAGCAUUUUGACAUUGAAAGUUCAAAAUUAUACAGAUGGUGCAGAAAAGUAGAAAUUUGUACUGCAUACAUUUUUAAGUAAAUUUGGGGGAUUUUGAACUGGAUUUUGAACAGCUGUUAUACAACAGUUGUUUUUUUUGUUUGUUUUUUUAUUAUAGUACCAUCUGUUCGGCAGCUACACUGGAUGUGUUGGUCACAACUGAAACUUCGCCUGAUGCAGCUAACACGAUAGUAUAAAACAAUGAAAAUACUGUACAGAAACUCGUGUAAACAAUUAUGACAUGGCAGUAUAACAACUUUCUGGACAACCCACAGCUCUACAAAAAAAAACUUAGUCCAGUUGAAGUGGAUCUUUUUUAUCCUUUUGAAACACUCCAGUAUUAGGAUUUCUCACCCCCAUCUCAAGGUUUACCUGUAUGUGCUUUAAUAUUACAUGCACAUCUUUUUACUGCUGCUUUUGUUGCCUACAGUUAUCUUUUUAUAUUGUAUUUGUUGGAAUAUAAUUUAAUUUAGUAUUUUAAUGUUCAAAAUUCCAUGUUGGAGCGUUAAGUAUAUGCAGAUCACAUUAAGGUGCUGUUCUCCAUAAGAUGAAUGACCUUAUUAUUUGCCAAUUUGGAAAAUAGUGUUUUUAUGUUCUAACUGUGGGAAAUUUAAUCUGAAUUAUGGAGAUUUACCAGGUUUCUUUUUGGUUGUUUUGUCUUUUUAUAUUUCUGCAGUUUUGCCAUUUUCCACUGCAUUGCUUGAAGUAAAGUAUAUUUUUGUAGAAUUUCUUAUAAUCAUGCCUAGCAUUUUUGGUAACUGGCUACUUUGUUUUGUUUAUUUUGAAGGAAUUUUGGUUUACCUAAAUAAUGAUCAACUCUCACUCUGCUUUAACUGAUGCUCAGGUUAGCGAGUAAUGUAGUCAAGCCACUACUGUGUUUUGGUUUACGGAAGUUUGAUUUGUUUACGUGUUUCAUUUUGUUUACUUCUGUGUAAGGAAAGAAAAGCAUUGUCACGUUUAGUUACUGUUUACUGUUUGUCAUUGGAAACAAGCGAAGGGUUGUCUAUUAAUUUGUCUCAGGAAGAUUCUGUAAUAUUAAUAUUAUGUACCUUACAUUGUCAGAAGUUGUAGCAGUAUAGACUAGCCAUGAUAAGCUAGUGUUCAACAUUCCUAUAAAUGAAACCAGUGCUAAAACUAGAUGUGAAGAUUCCAUGGUGCAUUUUCCAAAACUACAGUAUUUGAGAGAGAAUAAAUCAUUCAUUUCCUUGUACUGCAACUUCCUUGACUGGUGAAGAAAUGCACUUGAAUCAAGUACUGAAGAGAACUCUGGCAUAACCCAUGCAAGUAUUCACUUUUUCAGAUAAACAGUAACUUUACAUUUUUAGAUAAUUGUGUCUCAUCUAAAGUUAGACACAGUAGCAUAUACAGUAUUACUUUUGUAUAACUGUACCUAAAAGCUGCCUUCAUUUUUAGGAACUGUUGUCCUUCCUCCACUAGGCUUUCUAGAGUAAAUCUGAUAAAUCGCUUAUGCUCUGCACUUUUGAUAUAUUAAUCAAAUACUGAGUAAAUACCUAGAUAAAAAAAAUAACUUUCCUUCCUACUGUUUGAGACAAAUGACUGUCUUCUU
Cololabis saira (Pacific saury) is the source of this 3073-nucleotide messenger RNA. It is a transcript of the gene sirt7, whose product is annotated as sirtuin 7. The transcript has 10 exons. Lineage: Eukaryota; Metazoa; Chordata; Actinopteri; Beloniformes; Belonidae. The coding region runs from base 71 to 1297 and encodes 408 amino acids. The record is from RefSeq and is a predicted model, not a curated record. Gene Ontology annotation, molecular function: NAD+ binding.